Molecule: messenger RNA, 567 nt
Organism: Saprolegnia diclina VS20
Lineage: Eukaryota; Oomycota; Saprolegniomycetes; Saprolegniales; Saprolegniaceae
Exons: 3
Coding region: 1-567 (188 amino acids)
Source: RefSeq, a predicted model, not a curated record
AUGCAACGCAUUGCCAUCGCUUCCCGCCAGUUCAGCACUGAAGCUGCGUACUCGUUCGUCAAGAGCCGUCGCGCCUACAAGGCCGAAGUCUCGGAGCUCCGCAAGCUGUACAUGCAGCAGGAAAUGGCCCGCCGGGAAAAGCUCGCCCGCGAUCAAGCCGCCGAGCGUGAGCGCAUCAUGAAGGCCAAGGCUGCCCGCUUGGAACUCAAGCGCCAGAAGCAGGCCGUCCGCGCCGAAGAGGUUGCCGCCGAGAAGGCCCGCCACGCCGAGUUUGUCGCCGCGCGCGCCGCCGAGGCCAAGAUCGUCCGCGAGCAGGAGGAAGCCAAGAUCGUCAUCAAGCGCGAGAAGGUCCUCGAAGCGUUGAAGGCCCAGUCGGCGACGUGGAUCGACGAGAACAACCUCAAGCAGCAGUUGAGCGAAGAUGUCUUUGUCUUCUCGCCCAUCAAGGUCGAAGGCAGCGACGAGGCCGCGCGCGGCAGCGCCGGCGCCUUGUCGUGGCUGGAGCGCUUGAAGAGCAUGAAGCCCGCCGACCUCGACGACGACGCGGCCAAGACCAAGAAGGAAUAA